Molecule: messenger RNA, 2870 nt
Organism: Dioscorea cayenensis subsp. rotundata (Guinea yam)
Lineage: Eukaryota; Viridiplantae; Streptophyta; Magnoliopsida; Dioscoreales; Dioscoreaceae
Product: WD repeat-containing protein 44-like
Exons: 7
Coding region: 239-2782 (847 amino acids)
Molecular function (GO): protein binding
Source: RefSeq, a predicted model, not a curated record
UCCGGCUUCCUCUCCGCCUCAUGGGUUCUUCUUUCUUUGUGUUAUGUUACGUUGGAAGGCCUCUCCAUCCACUUUCACCCGUUUCUCUAGCUAGCUCUAUCUUUGCGCAGAGGCCGAUGACUAUUUCAAAGCAGGUGGUCCGAUAUCUUCUCCUCCCAUGCCACAGAAUAAUUCUUCUCUCUCGUUCUGAAAAAAUGAAAAAGAAAAGAGAUUUGAGGUGUUGUGACUUGUGAGGGAGAUGACAACAAUACCAACAAACCAACAGGAUUGGGAUGAUGAGGACUGUUUUUUCGAGACCCUUGAUCGAGUUCCCUCUAGCAUCUCUAUUGAUUUCGAUCUCCCUUCAUCCAACUCCGAGAGUGACCAAGAGGACGACGUGCGCUCCUCGUUCGCAUCUGCUAUUGGGGCUCCCUCGUGCUUCAGGAAUUCCCAAAUCGAUGGUGACGAUGAUGACAUUCGAGGAAGCCGAGACUUCGACUACGGGAUCUGGAUGGCAGAGCCCAUGUCUAUCCAGGAACGCCGUCGCCUUCUCCUUCACGGAAUGGGUCUUACUAGCAGCAAGAACUUGCGUCACAAUACCUCCAUUCAUCAAUCUUCUUGCAUAGCCACCUCUACUAAAGACGCUCCUCAGCAAUCCUCCCCGAAGAUGCCCUUUCCUUCGACCCUGCUGCUCCACCGUUCAAGGUCCUGCAGCUACAUUGCAUCUCCACCGUCACCGUCAACAUUCCACUCUUCGCUACUACGGUCACGCUCAGAACCUUCUUUGUUGUGGGAGGGGGGUCGAGAGGAAUACGGAAAUGGAAGCAGCGAGAGGUAUAAUGGUGUAAAUGGCAUCAAACGGGCUCUUAUGGCGCAGCCUUCUCUUUGCAGGAUUAAGAACCUGGACACAGGAAAGGAAUUUAUGGUGACUGAGGUGGCUAAGGACGGAACAUGGGGUAAACUGAAUGAUCUCCAAACCGGCCAUCAGCUCACCAUGGACGAGUUCGAAAAGUGUCUCGGUCACUCCACCAUCAUCAAAGAGGUGAUGCGCCGUGCUCACCUUGGCAGCGGUGGAGACAGCAAGCAGAAGCAGUCCAAGUGCUCGUCCAAAUCCCGAAGCAAUAGCUACAGGAAGAAGGGCGGCUGGCUCAAGAACAUCAUGUUCGUUGCCGGUUCUGUGACGGGUCUAAUGUCCGACAAAUCAUCAUCAUCAUCGGCAUCAUCGCCGUCCUGCAGCAACUCCCCCAACUCUUCUGAGGUUAUGAAAGUCCGUCAACAUGGAAAACCUUAUAAGGAGCUCACCGGGCUGUGCAUGUGCCAGGAGAUCCAAGCCCAUCAGGGUUCCAUAUGGACCAUUAAGUUCAGCCCCAAUGCACGUUACUUGGCAAGCGCUGGCGAGGACCGUGUUAUCCACAUUUGGCAAGCCCUUGGACGUGACACCUCUGCCUCCUCCUCCUCUUCUGUCAGGAGGGAGCCAUCCCAAAUGUCCAUGGCAGCCUGUGGAUCUGCUGACUCCCAAGCUGCCCUCUUGGGCACUCAAACAUUAAAGAGAGCAACACGCAAAGGGUUGGGACCUUUUGCUAGUGGCAGGAGAUCUCUUCCUGAAAAUAUCGUUAUGCCGGAGACCGUUUUCUCCCUCUUUGAUAAGCCAUUUUGCUCAUUCCACGGCCACCUGGAUGAUGUGUUGGAUCUCUCAUGGUCCCAGUCUCAGUAUCUAUUGUCCUCAUCAAUGGACAAAACAGUUAGACUUUGGGACAUGGAGACCAAGGCUUGUUUGAAGUUGUUUGCACAUAAUGAUUAUGUAACAUGCAUCCAGUUCAACCCAAUAGAUGACGGGUACUUCAUUAGUGGUUCUCUUGAUGCCAAGGUCCGCAUAUGGAGCAUAAGUGAUCGUCAAGUUGUUGAUUGGUGUGAUCUCCAUGAAAUGGUAACUGCUGCUUGCUACACUCCAGAUGGCCAGGGUGCCUUAGUUGGUUCGCACAAGGGGAGCUGCCGGAUUUUCGACGUAUCUGAUGGUAGGUUGUGUCAAAAAGGGCAGAUAGAGUUUCAGAACAAGAAAAAGAAGUCACAUGCUAAAAAAGUUACCGGGUUCCAGUUCGCCCCUGGCAAUGCAUCUGAAGUGUUGAUUACCUCUGCAGAUUCACAAAUUCGAGUCUUUGACGGUCUUGAUAUGGUUCACAAGUUCAGAGGUUUUCGUAACACAAGCAGCCAGAUAGCAGCCUCGUAUACAUCUGAUGGGAAAUAUGUGGUUUGUGCCAGCGAGGACUCUCAUGUCUAUAUCUGGAAGCGAGAAGGGGCAAGGGGUCCAGGCUUUGGAGGUAAAAGCAAGGGUUGGGCCACCACUCGAUCUCAUGAGCACUUCCCCUGUAGGGACGUGUCAGUCGCCAUCCCCUGGCCUGGUAGUGGAAGCUGCUGCAGACCACAAGUAUCCAACUCUGGGCUUGAAGACAAUUUCCACAGCAGCAGAAGUCAUGGUCAUCCACCUCUGCCCAAGAAAAGUUUCUCGGAGCAUUCGCUAGUGUGCUCCGACGACCUCAGUUGCCCAUCUCAUUCAUUAUCAGGGGUUGGCAGUUCAUCAUUGGCUCCGUUGCAGCCCAGGACCUCUGUUUCAGCUACAUCUUCGUCAUCCCCCUCUACUUCCUGGGGGCGGUAUGGUGGAAGUGGUAGCAAGGGCAGUAGCUGCAUUGAGGAAGGCAGCGCAUGGGGUUUGGUCAUUGUCACCGCAGGACUUGGCGGGGACAUUAGAAUAUACCAAAAUUUUGGUUUACCAGUCCGACUUGGCCGUCAGACUAAUUUGUUUUGACUUUGAGUUACCUGCUCGGCAGAUUAAUUUUGGUUUACCAGUUCGACAUUAUUAUUAUUUCUUUUACAACUUUAUAUUUGAUAAGAUA